Molecule: messenger RNA, 1551 nt
Organism: Drosophila willistoni
Lineage: Eukaryota; Metazoa; Arthropoda; Insecta; Diptera; Drosophilidae
Exons: 2
Coding region: 20-1060 (346 amino acids)
Biological process (GO): regulation of transcription by RNA polymerase II
Molecular function (GO): RNA polymerase II transcription regulatory region sequence-specific DNA binding; DNA-binding transcription factor activity, RNA polymerase II-specific
Source: RefSeq, a predicted model, not a curated record
UUUGGCUAUAAUCCAGAAAAUGCUUUUAUGUCCAUAUGAUGAUUGUAAUUACCACACGGAACGGACAUUUAAUCUUAAGCGGCAUACGGAACGACAUAGGACAAAGAAGAAACCGAUUAAGGGAUACAAAUGCUCACAGUGCUCGUACGAGAGUGAUCGCUACCAUAAUGCACUGAAACAUCUGCAGGCAAUCCACCGUGGUAAAGGGUCCUUGGUGAAGUUCGAUAAAACGGAGACUCAGCUGCAGCCGGAACAAGAGGACAAAAAUAAGAAAUCGAUUGAGGGAUUCAAAUGCUCACUGUGCCCGUACGAGAGUGUUCGGUAUCAUAAUGGAAUGAAACAUCUUCAAGCAAUCCACGGUGGUGAAGGGUCCAUAGUAAAAUUCGAUAAAACUGGUAGUGAAAGGUUCGUAGUGAAAUUCGGGACAACCGAAGCUCAGCUACAGCCGAAACGGAAAGAGAAAAAGAAACCGAUUGUGGGAUAUAAAUGCUCACAGUGCUGGUACGAGAGUGAUCGGUAUAAUAAUGCCAUGAAACAUCUGCAGGCAAUCCACCAUGGUAAAGGGUCCUUGGUGAAAUUUGAUAAAACCGAGGCUCCGCUGCAGCCGGAACAGAACGAGAAGCUAGAACUCAACAACGGGUUGGAGGCAAAUUCAAGAUUAGAACGAAGGGAAGAGUUCCACCCAAAUUCAGAGUUGCAUCGGGAAGCUGAGUGGGAGGAGCAGAUAGAGUUUAAGCAGGAACCAGCAUGGGAGAAUACGUCAGAGUUUGAGGAGAGUCUAAAUCUUAGCACCGGAUUGGAGGAGGAAUUCGAUUGUGAACAAAGAGAAGAAUGUGAAUCGCAUCGAGAACCUGAAUGGGAGGAUACAGAGUUUAAGCAGGAGCCACCGUGGGAGGAAGAGCCAGAAUGGGAGCAGGAAUCAAAGUUUAUUCACGAACCAGAGUGGGAGGAUGCCACAGAGUUUGAGGAGAAGAUAGAUGUCAAACAGGAGCCAGAUGUGGAGUAUGUGGACUAUGAAAUAGUGUUCCAGGACGAGAUAGAAGUAAAACAAGAGCUUUAGCGGAUGUAGGUAAGUGCAAUCAAAAGUACUUUCUUUGCAGCGUCAAAAAGGUUUUCAAAUAAGUCGAAAGCUUACCUGCCAUCGAAGUGUUCCAUGUAUGAGCCAGCCGCAAUGCUUCCCAAUUACAUAUACUAAUAUUCAAGAAGUUAAUUCUAAUUGUGGACAAGUUUAUUGUAAUAUAACUAUUGUAAAUAACGUAUUAAUGUCUAAUUAGGCAUGUCAUCGUUUUAGAAUAUUAGUCAUAGACAUCUCAUUAUAAUUACUAUUAUUAAGGAUUUUGAUGUACAAGCCAUGUCAACUACGGCCUUGAAUCCUCGUUGUUCAGUUGCCUGAAUGACUGGGCCAAUAUUUUAUUAUAUGUAUUUCCAACCUAACAUCAUCUUAUUACAAGAUGUGAAUUGUGUAUAAAGUAAAAAUAAGUAAACUAUGUUUUAUGUAAUAUUGACUGUAUUUAUUUAUUCCUAUUAACUACACUGACAUAUAUAACAACA